Messenger RNA from Microtus oregoni (creeping vole), 1382 nucleotides. It is a transcript of the gene Mrps9, whose product is annotated as mitochondrial ribosomal protein S9. The coding region runs from base 30 to 1202 and encodes 390 amino acids. The record is from RefSeq and is a predicted model, not a curated record. Gene Ontology annotation, molecular function: structural constituent of ribosome; RNA binding. Lineage: Eukaryota; Metazoa; Chordata; Mammalia; Rodentia; Cricetidae. Gene Ontology annotation, biological process: translation. The transcript is spliced from 11 exons. Gene Ontology annotation, cellular component: mitochondrial small ribosomal subunit; ribosome.
CUCCCUCCAGGCCCUCGCUCCCAGCCAACAUGGCGGCGCCCUGUGUGUCCUGGGGCCGGGCGCUUUUGCGUCGGCUGUCUCACGCGGUUAGGGUUAGCCUUUGCCAGAGGCCCGGGUAUUGGACAACCUCGGCGACUGACUGGCAGGCAGGUCCCAGGUCCCAGGUAUUGAAGCUAAUCCAUACCACAGUUGUAACAUCAAAGAAGAAUGUCCAAGCUUCAAGACAGGAAUCAUAUACAGAGGAUUUUAUUAAAAAGCAGAUUGAAGACUUCAACAUAGGGAAGAGACACCUAGCCAACAUGAUGGGAGAAGACCCGGAAACCUUUACCGAAGAGGAUGUUGAUAGAGCUAUUGCUUACCUUUUUCCAAGUGGUUUGUUUGAGAAGCAAGCCAGGCCAAUAAUGAAGCAUCCUGAACAGAUUUUCCCAAAACAAAGAGCAAUCCAAUGGGGAGAAGAUGGCCGUCCAUUUAAUUUUCUCUUCUACACUGGCAAGCAAUCAUACUAUUCAUUAAUGCAUGAAGUGUAUGGAAAGGUUCUCCAGCUAGAAGCGCGCAGAGGUCCACUUUCAGAGAAAACUGAGUCCAAAGACCUGAUUGGCAGCAGAUGGCUGAUUAAGGAGGAACUAGAAGAAAUGUUAGUGGAAAAACUGUCAGAUCAAGAUUAUGUACAGUUCAUCCGGCUGCUGGAAAAGUUAUUGACAUUGCCGUAUGGUCCUGCCGAGGAGGAACUCUUGCAGAGGUUCCGCAAAAGUGUAACUGUUCAAUCAAAGAAGCAGGUGAUUGAGCCCGUGCAGUAUGACGAGCGAGGAAUGGCCUUCAGCACCAGCGAAGGCAAGAGGAAGAGCGCCACAGCGCAGGCGAUGGUCUAUGAGCACGGAAGUGGGAAGAUCCACGUGAACGGAGUGGAUUAUCUGCUCUACUUCCCCGUCACACAGGACAGAGAACAGCUGAUGUUCCCCUUCCACUUCCUGGACCGGCUGGAGAAACACGAUGUAACCUGCACCGUCUCUGGGGGUGGGAGAUCAGCGCAAGCGGGAGCCAUACGCUUGGCAAUGGCCAGAGCUUUAUGCAGCUUCGUCACCGAGGACGAGAUAGAGUGGAUGAGACAAGCUGGACUACUUACUACGGAUCCACGGAUCAGAGAACGGAAGAAGCCAGGCCAGGAGGGUGCACGAAGGAAGUUCACCUGGAAGAAGCGCUAAGACUUUCACAGGAGAGCCAGGAGCACCUGUGUCUGUAUGCCUGGCUCGUGGUAGAGCACAGUCAGGUACACUGACCAAGGGCAGACAGCUCAUUUAGACAUUGUUUUUAGUUUGAGUCAUAACGUGAUUUAUUUUUAAGUGCUGUUUUAUUGUGAUUAUCAUUAAAAUAAUAAAAAAUAA